CCCGUGCGCAGGGAGCUCUACUCGCAGUGCUUCGAUGAAUUGAUCCGUGAAACCACAGUUAACUGUGCAGAGCAAGGACUGUUGCUGCUUCGAGUCAGGGAUGAAAUCCAAAUGACAAUUGCUGCUUAUCAGACGUUGUAUGAGAGCAGUGUUGCGUUUGGCAUGCGGAAGGCACUACAAGCUGAGCAAGGCAAAUCUGACAUGGAAAAAAGAAUUGCAGAGCUAGAAAAGGAAAAGCAGGAGUUGGAAAAGCAAGUGAGUGAAGAGAAAGCUAAAUGCAAAGCUAUUGAAAAACGUAAAAAUGAAAGUCAACAGAUCCAAGAAAAGAAACACAUUGAAGAGGUUCAGUUCCUGAAACAAAAAAAUCAACAGCUGAAGGCCCAACUUGAAAAGUAUCAUUGCACCAAAUAA
This is a messenger RNA of Cariama cristata (Red-legged seriema), 411 nucleotides long. It is a transcript of the gene DNALI1, whose product is annotated as dynein, axonemal, light intermediate chain 1. Gene Ontology annotation, cellular component: axoneme; filopodium. NCBI's taxonomy places the organism in Eukaryota, Metazoa, Chordata, Aves, Cariamiformes, Cariamidae. Gene Ontology annotation, molecular function: dynein heavy chain binding. The annotation marks the transcript as partial. The transcript has 4 exons. The record is from RefSeq and is a predicted model, not a curated record.